AGACCAGGAGAGUUGUUUCCUUUCUAGAAUCUAUUUUUUGGUUUUGUUUUUCGAAGUGAGACUAAUCCGCCUUUGAAAUUAGUUCCACCAGAAAAAUAAAAUUAACUAAUUAAUUAAAUUCAAAGGGCAGUUGAAUAUUGCUAGCUACUAUUAUUUCUAAGAGCAUAAAAAAGAAGAAGAAAAUAGAAUACAGGGUAGAGUAUUGAAAGAGGUUUGAUUGCUGUUCUUUUUUGUUUGGGUGGUGAAUUCGGUGUUUGGGAGGAGGUCGGUGAAGAUCGAUCUCCGAUACCAGAGAUGAUAACUCGCUCUAAACUCGUGGAGCAACUCAGAGAAUACCAGAUCCGAUCCCAGCAAAAAUUCUCAGCUCUAACUGUCUUCUCUCCCAAACCCAAUCCCACUUCAAGGUAUGACAUCACAGUGGCUAUCAUUUGGGCCUUAGUAUUCACCAUGCUUGUUGUGUCAUCGUAUCUGGCCCUGUAUUUCAGGCACUUUCGGCUUUCUUUUGCCAUCCUAUGCUUGGGCGUCUUUCUUCCUUUAAGGCUGAAAAUAUCUAGGCAUACACUGGCUAGAAGGAGUAGGGAGAGGAAACUGUUAUUACCCUUGUCCAUGUGACCAUUGAGAGCAGUAAAUUUGCAGCCAUAUAACUUGGAGAAAGAGGAUUAACCGCAGUCUUCAAUUCAUGUUGAACUUAAAUAUUUGAUGUUUCGGGAGCCUGUGGUACUCAUCUCAUCUUGGUCAACACUGUCUGUCCUCAAUAGAUGGUACAGUUCUUUUCCAUCUCUUUCACGGAGCAUAAUAUACAGUGAGAAUUUUCAAGAGUUCUUUUCCUUCACAUGUAAACAUAACCCAUAAACUCUAGAGGCUACUAACUGUCAAAUUUUCUCUCAUUAGUUUGUAACUACAAGAAGGUUAUACUUAAAAAAGAACUAUAGAUUGAGUUGUUGAGAAUUUUCAUGCCAAGGUUGAUAACCGGAGGCAUCACCAACUUGAAAGUUGAUAAUAGAAUUUUGGACAUAAACAAAUUAAACCCAACUUUAUUUCA
Molecule: messenger RNA, 1042 nt
Organism: Humulus lupulus (European hop)
Lineage: Eukaryota; Viridiplantae; Streptophyta; Magnoliopsida; Rosales; Cannabaceae
Exons: 2
Coding region: 295-612 (105 amino acids)
Source: RefSeq, a predicted model, not a curated record